AUGAAUUUAAAUAAAGAAGAUAAGUAAAUAUCUAUUUUAGGUUAAACUUAUUCGAUAUAUUUUGAUUUAAAUAAAAUAAAUAAACUUGAUAAAGAUUAUUAAUUCGGAAUAAAAAUGUCAGCCUAUAGAGAUUUUUGUUAAUCCAUUAAUUUCUCAAACGGAAUAUAUAUGUAAUUAAAUGAAGAGAAGAGUAGACCUAUUUAUAAAGCUUUUGUAGGAAAAGGGAACAAUUGUUUACUUAUAAGAAUGGUAAUUAAAUAAAGAUGGUGGUGGACAAUAACAGAUAAUAAAGAUGAUCAAAAUAUAAAUUUAUAUUGGACAUAAUUAAGAAAAAAUAAUAUUUUGGAUACUCUAAAAAGUCUAAAAAAUGAAAAUUAUCAAUAAAAAAAAUCAUCAUUGGCUAUUGAAUCUUCAAAAAACAUUCAAAGUGAAAGUAUUGAUGAAAGUAUGACAACUUCAAAUAGUUCAUCAAAUAAUAUUAUUGGGAAAAACUAAAAAAGUGAAAAAUAAAUAAAUAAAAAUUAAAUUUGUUUGAACAAAAUUUUAUCGAAUAAUGAUUUUUUACAAUUGGAUUAAAUUUUUAAAAAUAGACUUAAGAAAAAAUACAAUAAUUAAGGUUUAUCUAAUUUAACUUUUGUACAGUAAUUAAAUAAAGAUGUUUAAUUUAAAGUUUAUAAUGAUGUUAGUAAUAUGAAAAUACAUAAUCAUUUAUAGGAUAAUUUCCAUUUAAGUAAUAAAAAAGCUCUAUUCUAUAAUAUGAAAAAUUAUUAUGAAUCUCUAGGGUAAAAUUUGUUUGAUUACUUACCUUUAACAUUUCAUAUUCAAUAAGGAAAAAAAGAUAAGGAAUAUAUUAAAUUUGUUAACUAUUUUAAUUAGAUUAAAGAUUAAUAAUAGUAAUAAGGGAAUAUUAAACCUUAGUAAAAUGUUUGGAUUGUAAAACCAGGAGAAAUUACGAAUAGAGGAAGUGGUAUUAAAGUACUUUAGGACCUUUAAUAGAUUGAAAAUAUUAUCGAAUCUAAUGAGUUUCAUAAAAGUGGAAUGUAAAAAACUUACAUAAUUUAAAGGUAUAUUGAAUAUCCGCUACUUUAUUAUAAAAGAAAAUUCGAUAUUAGAUGUUAUUAUCUUCUUACGGGUAUAAAUGGAAAUCUAAAAGGUUAUUGGUAUUCGGAAGGAUAUAUAAGAACUGCUUCUAAAGAAUUUACUAUUAAAAAUUUAGGAAAAAUGAUUCAUUUGACAAAUGAUGCUAUUUAAAAAAAAGAUGAUUAAUACGGAAAAUAUGAAAAAGGAAAUAAAGUUAGUUAUGAAGAAUUGGAAAAAUAUAUCAAUUAGUUUUAUAAUAAUUAUGAUUUCUAAAAUGAUGUCCAUAAUUAAAUGAAAUAAAUUGCUACUGAUACUAUAAAAGCUGUCUAUGGAAAAAUAAAUCCUGACAAACUGGAAAAUACUUUAGAAAUUUUUGGAUUAGAUUUUAUGAUAGAUGAUAAUUUUAAAAUUUGGCUUAUAGAAGUCAAUACUAAUCCAGCUUUAGAAAUAUGUUGCCCCCUUUUAGCAAGAAUAAUUCCUUAAAUGAUUGAAAAUGUAUUUAGAAUUGCAAUUGAUCCUAUAUUUCCUUUGCCUAAUAAUACUAAUUCUAAAAAUUUUAACAUUGAUAAUUAUUUGGAAAAUAAUAAAUUUUAUCUAAUUUUUGAUGAAAAAAUAGAUGCUAUGUCUAUUAAAAUGACCGGAAAAGAUAAAAACUUAAAUUGGUAAAUGAUUGAAGAAGAAUAAAAAGAAAAUGAAGAAGAAGAUUAAGAUUGUAAUGAUGAAGAAUGA
Messenger RNA from Ichthyophthirius multifiliis, 1809 nucleotides. Its product is annotated as tubulin-tyrosine ligase family protein, putative. The record is from RefSeq and is a predicted model, not a curated record. Lineage: Eukaryota; Ciliophora; Oligohymenophorea; Hymenostomatida. Gene Ontology annotation, biological process: protein modification process. The transcript has 5 exons.